UUUAUAAGGAGACAUAAGGUCGUGACAUUUCUGUGCUCAUUAGAGCAUCUCUCCCUCUCUGUUCGUCUCAUUCUCCUUCUCCUUCUCUCAUCUGAACUAAAGAAGAAGACAGAGAGAGGAGACGAAGAGAGAUGGGAAGAGCUCCUUGUUGUUCAAAAGUUGGUUUACACAGAGGUCCAUGGACUGCAAGAGAGGACACAUUGCUCACUAAAUAUAUCCAAGCUCAUGGUGAAGGUCACUGGAGAUCUCUUCCUAAAAAAGCAGGAUUACUUAGAUGUGGAAAGAGUUGCAGACUAAGAUGGAUGAAUUACUUAAGACCAGAUAUCAAGAGAGGAAAUAUCAGCCCAGAUGAGGAAGACCUUAUCAUCAGACUUCAUUCACUUCUAGGCAACAGAUGGUCUCUUAUUGCAGGAAGAUUACCUGGUCGAACCGAUAAUGAGAUUAAAAACUACUGGAACACCCAUCUCAGCAAAAAGAUCAAGAACCAGGGAACCCACCAUGAAAAGAAAUCAAAGGAGCCCAGAAAGAGAAAUAGCAAGAACAAUAACAAUGGAACCACCAAGAAGCAAGAACAGAACAGAGCAAAAACAGAGACCAAAAUCCAUCUCCCAAAGCCUAUCCGGGUCACAUCUCUUUUGAUGAAAAGGAGCAAUAGUUUUGAGUCCAAUACUGUAAGUGGAACUUCUUGCAGUCAAAAUGGAAUAGUUGAAGAUGACAUUAAUGGAGUUGUUGGAAAAGAGAUUGUGGAUUUCCCAUGGUCUUCUGAUCUCAAUGACCAUGGUUGUGAACUUGGAUGUGAAUCUCAACUGUCCACAAGGGAGAACUUAUUUGAGAGGUUGUAUGAGGAGUAUCUGCAACUACUAAAGAAAGAAGAACAGAAAAAGGAAGAACGAGAAGAGGAAGAGGAGGAUCAGGUUAAGUUAGAUUCCUUUGCUGAAUCUUUAUGGGUCUGAAUGAGUCUAAGAGACGGGACAGAGGAGACAGAGUCCUUAGAAGUGCAGAGAAGUUCAGAAAAGUUCAGAAAACUACAGAACUCAAGAUUGUGACUUUUGAUUUUCAGGAAGGUUUGGAAUUCACGUGCUCAUCUUCUCUUCUGGUGAUGCAAGAAAAGGAGGACGUGGAAAGAGGACCAGAAAACAUAUUACUUAGUAUCAUAAGUCUUGUUAUAUACACUCUUAUUAUUACUAUUACUACUACUACUACUAAUCUUGGGGCAUUGCCAUAGCCAACCCCCAACCCCACCCCUUCAUCCUUUUCUCAUUGUAUUAUAUAUGUCUAAUGUAGAAGAAGAGCUUAUAUUUGUACCUUCAUAUAUUAGUGAUUUAUUUUAUUUUUAUUUUUAAUUUUUUUC
This is a messenger RNA of Macadamia integrifolia, 1351 nucleotides long. Its product is annotated as transcription factor MYB1-like. The record is from RefSeq and is a predicted model, not a curated record. Bases 132 to 953 code for a protein of 273 amino acids. The transcript has 2 exons. Lineage: Eukaryota; Viridiplantae; Streptophyta; Magnoliopsida; Proteales; Proteaceae.